This is a messenger RNA of Aspergillus luchuensis, 480 nucleotides long. RefSeq lists its product as uncharacterized. The transcript is spliced from 2 exons. Lineage: Eukaryota; Fungi; Ascomycota; Eurotiomycetes; Eurotiales; Aspergillaceae. The record is from RefSeq and is a predicted model, not a curated record. Bases 1 to 480 code for a protein of 159 amino acids.
AUGUCUCAACCCGACCCUCUAAGCUGGACUCUUCUCUUCAAGAAGCACAAGACCACCGUGCUUCUGAUGCUCCCGUCAUCGGAGACGAUCGCCACUACGAAAGAAGCGCUCCUCAAGGCCCUCAAAUCCCGCGAGAUUCACGAAAUCAACGGCGACUCGGUUCCAGAAGAUCCUUCUCAGAUUGAGUUCGGCGUUGCAGUGGAUAAGAAUGAUCUAGAGAAGGGCUGGACGCGACUGGAGGCUGAGGUGCCUGCGUUCGAUGAUGACAAUGCUCCUAAACGUGGAGCCGCAAAGAAAGGUGCCGGCACUCUCACGCUGCAAACAGCUGAGAUUAAGAAUGGGCAGCCUAUCGCUUUCAGGUUCCGGAAAUCCAGGGAGGACUCGGAGAAGGGUGAGGACAUGAUUGACCUGGAGCUGGAUGAUCCUGGUUGGGAUGUGAUUGUUCCGAGCUUCGAUGAUGAAGAGGAGGAGGUUAAUUGA